UCUGGGUGUAUUCGUGGAGGUUUACGGGUAGUCAGAAGACGCCAGGGGUCAUGUAGUCGGCAUUCUCGACUAACUCAGUUUCGGUGUGAUCGGGAAGGCAACCGGUGUGACAUAUUCACCUGAGGGCACGAUCCUGGUGCAUACCAGCGUCAACAAACAACUCCUUGUAAACAGUGGAUAUCCACGCUCAUUUCUUCUGUUCAUGGAAAAAGUCCCGCCUUUUAUUUCGUGCAUUAUGGUGCACUUACUACAGCACUGGUGAAAUCCUUCUUCGUGCUCACUUUUAUCCUUCGAUUGUCAAGCAGGGUCACGUUCCGUGUCAAACCUGGCUGCGCCGCGGCCCGGGCAACCCAGAACACGCACUCGCUUUUUCCUCCUCUGCGUGGCACGCUUGACAUCUCGUGCAUGUUUUUAGAGGCGUGCUGAGCCGUAGUAUCACUCGUAAUCCUAUUCCAUGUGGCAUGAAGACCACGACAAAGACCCUCCAACACAAUCCUCCGGUGGCCUUUCGGCAAUAUACUUUGGUCCUAUCUUCGAGGACCACAAACUCCUUUCCAUUUCUUGCAACAUAACGCGUGCAAGAUGAAACGGCAGGCGCUCCAUGCCGCGCUGCUGACACUCCGUGUAGCCGGGGUGGAGCCCUGCGCCGCGUCUGAUUCCAGUGGACAGGAAACUGAACCGGACUUCACUGUAACCAUUGGAUCCAGAGGCGUGGAGGAAACUAGUCGGGAGGUUUUUUCUCUCGGACCUUCUGCAACUUUCCGUGUGGUUGACGAGAGCAACAAAGCGGUUUUCAUGCCGGAAUCGAGCACCACUGAGGACGAUUACACAUCACGGUUCAGGGUCGCGUAUGCGUUCGAGAAUGGGCGCUGCAAUUUCACAAAAACUCUGGCGUAGAGACGCGUUUCCCGGCUAUUCGCGUCCAUUAUGGAUGCGCUCCUCAGCUCACGUAGGGAGGGGCGAGGAAGUGCCUGCUGGAACAGUUGCGAACUACACGCUUUCAAAUCUUCCGGCUGACUCUAUGAGUGAAGGGUUAAGUCUCUGCGUGCGGUUCAUGACAUCCGCCGCAGCGACAACGUCGACCACGGCCAAGUCCCCGACAGCAGCGGUGGAUUCCACCACAAUGCCCUCAGAGUCCACUGAGGGCUCUUCAACCGGCCCCGCUGCCAGUAGCGGCUCGACGUCUCUGUCCGGUGGCGGUUCAGACUCGUCUACUGACCCAAGUAGACCACUGCAGCCAUCGCCAGAGCUGCAACCACCGAAACAAGCGCAACUCGCUCCACAACAGCAACCCCCGGAAGCGCCGCAGAAACCGGCGCCAUCGAAAUCCCCGGCAUCAUCGCGGCCCAAAGAGAAACUUCCACCAACAUUGCCCGACGACGGCCUAAAAGGAGACGAAGGUGAGGAUCCCGGAGAAGCCGGUGAAGAAGGCGUCCAAGGCGAAUUCACUCAUGGCGGCGCUUCUCAGGAUGAGACUGACGCUCUUGAGAAACAGGAGGAGUUACAUCCGGUACCCGCUGACAACGCUAUUAAUGAGCCGCGCUCCUCGAUUGUCGGCUCCCCCCAAAACCACACAACACCUAACAUCAACACCGAAGCUGCUGAACAGGGAAACAGCACCGCCGCCUCCGUUGAGAAAGAACAUCAGCCUCUUCAACCGUUGGAUGAGGCGGCAGUGCAAGCCAAACCUGUCGAAAAUCCUGGCCAAGACAAUGCUAGUGACGAUGCCCCGUCUCUUGAGGCGGCUUUCAGACGUAGAGACUUCUACGGUGACACACCUGACGAUCGUUGUGCACUCCGCCGCCUGGGUUUCUUCACGCACGACACUGUCGUUAUCAGUUGCUGUAUUGUCGGUAGCAAUGACACUUCUGUCCAACACCUUAUUCUGGGGAGAAAUGUCGGAACUUUGGGGACUUUCAGUGGGGACGCACAGUUUUUGGUACAAACACUUUCACACCCUGUGGGCAGGAGCCAGAGACAAUUCGUCUAUUCAAGCAGGAUACGGUGUGAUCCUUUACGCCCGGUAUCAAAAAUCCUUCGUCGGAACACCCGUUCAACCUGCGUCACGUGGUCGCGACGCACUCACUAUAUGUAUCAACCAAGCACUUUUUUAGGAGACUCGGCAAACAGCCUUCCAGCCGACUAGUAGUUGGGUGAAUUGAGCGUCAGCCUGGGUACCCGGAAACGAGAAAUAGUUGCAUCUCGCAAGACCGUCUCGAACGCUAACCUCGGUGACCGGUGGUCCUUCUUAAGAAUGGCCUUUACAGCC
Molecule: messenger RNA, 2269 nt
Organism: Toxoplasma gondii ME49
Lineage: Eukaryota; Apicomplexa; Conoidasida; Eucoccidiorida; Sarcocystidae
Exons: 1
Coding region: 851-2146 (431 amino acids)
Source: RefSeq, a predicted model, not a curated record